Molecule: messenger RNA, 1140 nt
Organism: Ochotona princeps (American pika)
Lineage: Eukaryota; Metazoa; Chordata; Mammalia; Lagomorpha; Ochotonidae
Gene: RABL2B
Product: RAB, member of RAS oncogene family like 2B
Exons: 8
Coding region: 165-866 (233 amino acids)
Cellular component (GO): Golgi apparatus; endosome
Molecular function (GO): GTP binding; GTPase activity
Source: RefSeq, a predicted model, not a curated record
UGCUCUUCGGUGCAGAAAACAGGGCUGGGCCAGGGGCCAGCGGGUGUGUGUGACCUGUCCAGGUUAGGAAGCCAUGGGUUUGGCGUUUCUAACGGCAGCUUCACACUGAUCUUCCUAGACAAGAGUUUCCCGCGCCCAGCUGGGCUGCUCUGAAGUCUGGACCCAUGGCCAGAGACGGAGGCAGAGCUGAGGAGCUGGACCAGGAGAAAUACGAUGCCGAUGACAAUGUGAAAAUCAUCUGCCUGGGUGACAGCGCUGUGGGGAAAUCCAAACUCAUGGAGCGGUUCCUCAUGGACGGAUUUCAGCCACAGCAGCUGUCCACCUACGCCCUGACCCUGUACAAGCACACAACCACAGUGGACGGCAAGACCAUCCUCGUGGACUUUUGGGACACAGCAGGCCAGGAGCGGUUCCAGAGCAUGCAUGCCUCCUACUAUCACAAGGCCCACGCCUGUAUCAUGGUGUUUGAUGUGCAGAGGAAGGUCACCUAUAAGAACCUGAGCACCUGGUAUGCCGAGCUGCGGGAGUUCAGGCCAGAGAUCCCGUGCAUCGUAGUGGCCAAUAAGAUUGAUGACACACCAGUAUCCCAUCCUCUCUCUACAGCGGACAUAAAAGUAACCCAGAAAAGCUUCAGUUUUGCAAAGAAAUUCUCUCUCCCCCUGUAUUUUGUCUCAGCUGCUGAUGGCACCAAUGUUGUAAAGCUCUUCAGUGACGCAAUUCGGUUAGCUGUGUCAUAUAAACAGAACUCCCAGGACUUCAUGGAUGAAGUGUUGCAGGAGCUGGAGAAUUUCAAGCUAGAAGAGGAGGAGGAGAAUGUACCAGACCAAGAGCAGAGUGGCAGCAUCGGGAGCCCCUCUCCCUCCUAACAUGGCCUCCAAGGGUUGCAGGGAUGGGGGUCUCUGAGAGAGCCUCUGUCCCGGCCAUCCCCUCCUCCAGCUGCUGUAAGCCCUCCCAUCCUGUUUGCCUCUCCCACAUCUGUGACCCUAACACAGGGUAAGGACAGCACCAGCAGGCUCCAUGUGCCAGGUCUUUGCCCAGUAGUCCUUGGGUGGAGUUGAGUGUCAUGUCAUUAAUAUUUCCCCAGGUGGAAAGCAGGCAGAGGCUGUACAAUUUUUUAAUAAAAGGAAAUUUGGGUGGUUA